AUGCUUAGCAGCUCCUGGCAGCAGCAAACUGUAGCUGCCACCCCGGAGGAGGUACACAAGGUGUAUGCGACCAUGAUGUCCAUCCUGCCUGGUGAGCAUCGGAUGGAGCAGCCCAGGAGUUUCUCGAAGAACGUGCAGCCUGUGUUCGAGCUGCAAGCGGGUCUCUUCAGCGCGUACGUGGUCGAUUUGUGCACUCCCAGCUCUGGCUUCGAUUACGUUGUCGACAAAGCUGCGUGUGAGCGGAAGCUCGAAGGAUUCUGCGACUCACUCCGUGACAGCACACCCAACGACAAGUGGCUGCGGGCUGCAGAUAAGCUCCACAAGAGCUGCCUACGCACUGUGCGUGGCAAGCAAGGCAUUUCUGUCCCGUUGCUGGGUGGUCCGGUGCACUACCUCUGGGGCACUGACAGAAGCUCUCGGCGGCUGACGCAGGAAAGCUCCGAGGAUGUGGUCGACCAGCUGCGCCGCGAGUUUGAGGUGGGCCCUAGCGACUGGAUGCCGAAUUUCUGCGCCACCGUUGCCAAUUGCGAGCAGCUGGAGGCUAUGCGACCCUGGAACAUUGCCGUCGUGAUCGCCUUUGUGGCUGGUGUCCUUAUGCUCUUGAUAUCCACCGUCACCUUCAUCUACGACCUCCUGCGGCCAGACGAGAAGCGCACCCCCAGAGGCUUCGUGUUCAUGGGCCUCGCCUGCGGCUGCCUCGCAAUUGCGGCCCUGUUGUACCUGCACGUUGCUCAGACGUACCCGGUGAGCAGCUACAUUCGCAGCGAGAGCCUCUUUUACUUCAUGCUGGCCGAGCCUGGUGACAUGUCGCGACGGCUGAAGGAUGUCUCUCACGGUGAGUCUCCCAGCAAAAGGUGGAAAGGCGUCUUGCUGUCUUUGACAGGGUCAUUGCUCCAGGGAUUGUUGGCUGGAGACAUGUCUACGGUCUACAAGCAGCUGCAGCAGGCGGUUGACAGGGCCUGGCAGCUUGCGGACGUCUUAUUCCAGCGAUGGCUAAAGUACCUCCACUUCGCCGUAGAGCAGGCGCCGAAAGAUGGAACGCUCCUCCUUCGCGAUGCUGCUGCCAAAAUCCAGGAGCUGGAUCGUGGAGUCUUGAGCCUGGCAGCGAUGGACAACUCCACACAGGAAGGUGUGCUGCUGGCAGAGCUGGGCCAACAGCUGCACGAGCAAGCAGAGCAGCUUCUGGCGUUCAACGGUCAAGCGAUCCAGCUGGUGAGCGACGGUGAGGUCGUCGUCCACGCGAUUGUCAGGAGUUGGCAAGAUCUGCGGACCCCGGUGGUUGAUCUCAUCCAGCACAUCCGGGAUGCCUGGAAAGGACACGG
Molecule: messenger RNA, 1322 nt
Organism: Symbiodinium necroappetens
Lineage: Eukaryota; Dinophyceae; Suessiales; Symbiodiniaceae
Source: the annotation of a GenBank genome assembly